This is a messenger RNA of Cinclus cinclus, 5291 nucleotides long. RefSeq names its product ATP binding cassette subfamily A member 3 (gene ABCA3). NCBI's taxonomy places the organism in Eukaryota, Metazoa, Chordata, Aves, Passeriformes, Cinclidae. Bases 96 to 5222 code for a protein of 1708 amino acids. Gene Ontology annotation, molecular function: ATP binding; ATP hydrolysis activity; lipid carrier activity. The transcript is spliced from 31 exons. Gene Ontology annotation, cellular component: intracellular membrane-bounded organelle; membrane. The record is from RefSeq and is a predicted model, not a curated record. Gene Ontology annotation, biological process: lipid transport; transmembrane transport.
GCCGGACGGAGCCGGAGCCGCAGCCGCAGCCGGAGCCGCCCGGCCCGGGUCCUGUGGAGCAGUGGUACUGGCACUGGGCCCCUUCUGAUGGGAGGAUGGUUGUGCUCAGGCAGUUUAGGCUGCUGCUCUGGAAGAACUACAUCCUGCAGAGGCGGCAGAUCCUGGUGACGGUGAUUGAGGUGUGCCUGCCGCUGCUCUUCGCCGCCAUCCUGAUCGCUCUGCGGCACCGCGUGCACUCCGUCAGCCACCCCAACGCCACCCUCUACCCCACUGAGUCUGUGCAUGACCUGCCCAGCUUCUUCUCCUCCCAGCAUGCCAGCAACCCCUGGGAGCUGGCCUAUGUCCCCUCCAACAGCAGCGCGGUCCGGAGCAUCGCCGAGGCGGUGGAGAGAGCUCUGCCCAUCAACAUCAGAGCCCAGGGUUUCCCCUCGGAGCGGGACUUUGAGGAGUACGUCAGGCUGGACAACCGCUCAGGCAGCGUGCUGGCCGCCGUCGUGUUCCAGCACCGCUUCCCGCACAGCUCGGCCCCGCUGCCCCUCCAGGUGGAGUAUGAGCUGCGCUUCAAGUACAGCCCGAGGAAUGCUCCGCGGAGUGAGCAGACGGGGCUGAACCCCAACCUGGACCGGGACUGGCACACCAGUUACCUGUUCCCGCUCUUCCAGCUGCCCGGGCCCCGUGAGGCCAAGUUUGCUGAUGGGGGGACACCAGGUUAUCUCCGGGAGGGAUUCCUGGCGGUGCAGCACGCCGUGGACAGGGCCAUCAUGCAGUACCAUGCCAGUGCCAGCUCUGCCAGCCUGUUGGACAACAUCACCGUGGUGGUGCAGCGCUUCCCCUUCCCAGCCUAUGUCAAUGACCUCUUCCUCCUGGCCAUCCAGAACCAGCUGCCCCUGCUGCUCAUGCUCAGCUUCACCUACACUUCGCUCAACAUUGUCCGUGCCGUCGUGCACGAGAAGGAGAAGAAGCUGAAGGAGUACAUGCACAUGAUGGGUCUCAGCAACUGGUUGCACUGGAGCGCCUGGUUCCUCAUGUUCUUCCUCUUCCUCCUGGUGUCCGUGUUCUUCGUCACUGUGCUCUUCUGUGUCAAGGUGAGCGAACAGGGAGCGGUGCUCACCAACAGUGACCCCACCCUGGUGUUCACCUUCCUUGCCAUCUUCUCCAUCUCCUCCAUCUCCUUCAACUUCAUGGUGAGCACUUUCUUCUCACGAGCAAACGUCGCGGCUGCCGCUGGUGGCUUCCUCUACUUCUUCUCCUACAUCCCCUACUUCUUCAUCUCGCCCCGCUAUGACCUGAUGUCUCACAGCCAGAAACUGGCAUCCUGCCUCAUCUCCAACGUGGCUAUGGCCAUGGGGGCGCAGCUCAUCGGCAUGUUUGAAGGGAAAGGGACUGGCAUCCAGUGGAGAAACCUCAUGAAGCCCAUCAGUGUGGAUGACAACUUCACCUUGGCCCAGGUGCUGGGGAUGCUGCUCCUGGACUCGGUGCUCUAUGGCAUGGUGGCCUGGUAUGUGGAGGCCGUGUUCCCUGGGGAGUAUGGUGUGCCACAGCCCUGGUACUUCUUCCUCAUGCCCUCGUACUGGUGCGGGCGGCCCAGGACUGUUGUGGGGAAAGAGAAGGAGGAGGAGGAGGACCCCGAGAAAGCCCUGAAGAGUCAGUACAUUGAGGAGGAACCAGCUGACCUCGUGUCAGGCAUCAAAAUAAAGCACCUAUCCAAGGUCUUCAGAGUGGGAAACAAGACAAAAGAGGCAGUGAAGGACCUGACAGUGAACAUGUAUGAAGGGCAGAUCACUGUCCUGUUGGGACACAACGGUGCUGGGAAGACCACCACUCUGUCCAUGCUCACAGGUCUGCACUCCCCGACGGGCGGGCAGGCCUACAUCAAUGGCUAUGAGAUCUCCCAGGAUAUGGUCCUGAUCCGCCGCAGCCUGGGGCUGUGUCCCCAGCAUGAUGUCCUCUUCGACAACAUGACAGUGGAAGAGCACCUUCACUUCUAUGCAGGGCUGAAGGGAUACCCACCCUCCAAGUGUCCUGAGGAGAUCAACCACAUCCUGAGGAUUCUCAGCCUGGAGGACAAGCGCCGCUCCCUGACCAAGGCUCUCUCUGGGGGCAUGAAGCGCAAGCUGUCCAUCGGCAUCGCCCUCAUCGGGGACUCCAAGGUGGUGAUGCUGGAUGAGCCGACAUCGGGGAUGGACCCAGCCUCUCGCAGAGCCACAUGGGAUCUCCUGCAGCAGCAGAGGAGCAAUAGAACCAUCCUGCUGACCACUCACUUCAUGGAUGAGGCAGACCUGCUGGGGGACCGUAUAGCCAUCAUGGCCAAGGGAGAGCUGCAGUGCUGUGGUUCCUCCCUCUUCCUCAAGCGCAAAUACGGGGCGGGAUAUCAUAUGGUGAUGGUGAAGGAGCCCUACUGCAACCUGGGGGAGAUCUCCCGCCUCAUCUGCCAGUAUGUGCCCAAUGCCACCAUGGAGAGCAAUGCUGGGGCAGAGCUGUCCUUCAUCCUGCCCAAGGAGAGCACACACAGGUUUGAGGCCCUGUUCACAGAGCUGGAGCAGAGGCGGGAGGAGCUGGGCAUUGCCAGCUAUGGUGCCUCAGUCACCACCAUGGAGGAGGUGUUCCUCAGGGUUGGGAAGCUCGUGGACUCCAGCAUGGAUAUCCAGGCCAUUCAGCUGCCUGCUCUGCAGUACCAGCAUGAGAGACGCUCCAACGACUGGGCCAUGGAUGACUCCAGCAGCCUGAGUGGCAUGACAGACAUGACGGAUGACAGUGGGGCACUCAUCACCGAGGACUGCUCCAGCAUCAAGCUCAACACUGGGUUCUACCUGUGCUGCCAGCAGUUCUAUGCCAUGUUCAUGAAGCGGGCCAUGUACAGCUGGCGCAACUGGAAGAUGGUGGCAGCGCAGUUCCUCGUGCCUCUGAUCUUCACUGCCUUUGCCCUCAUCGUGGCCAAGACCUUCCCGGGCCCGCAGGACUCAUCCCUGCUGCGGCUGACUCUGGAUCCCUAUGGCCAAACCAUCGUGCCUUUCUCGGUGUCGGGCACCGCGGGGCUGCCGCAGAGGCUGGCGGAGCAGUACGCGGAGCUGCUGGAUAGCCAGCAUCAGUCACCACUGGAGGUGUUGGGUGGGCUGGAGGAGUACCUCAUCUCCCGAGCCUCCGAGGAAGGAGGAGCCUUCAAUGAGCACUACAUUGCAGCCGCCUCCUUCGAGGGCACAGGGAACCGCACACUGGUCACCGCGCUCUUCAACAACCAGGCCUACCACUCCCCUGCCACCGCCCUCAUGCUGGCUGACAACGCUGUCCUCAGGGUGCUGGCAGGCCCCAAUGCCUCCAUCACUGUCACCAACUACCCCCAGCCCCGCAACAUCACUGAGAAGGCCAAGGACCAGCUCAUGGAAGGCCAGACUGGGUUUGCCAUUGCCAUCAACCUGCUGUAUGGGAUGGCCUCACUGGCCAGCACCUUUGCGCUGCUGCUGGUCAGCGAACGUUCCAUCAAGGCCAAGCACGUCCAGUUUGUCAGUGGUGUUUACGUGGUCAAUUUCUGGCUUUCUGCCCUGCUCUGGGACAUCAUCAACUUCCUCAUCCCUUGUGCUCUGAUGUUGGUGAUAUUCCAAGCCUUCGACGUGCAAGCCUUCACCCAAGACAGCCACCUCGUUGAUGUGAUGCUGAUCUUCCUCCUUUAUGGCUGGGCCAUCAUCCCCCUCAUGUACCUUCUCAGCUUCUUCUUCUCAGUGGCAGCCACAGCCUACACCCGUCUCACCAUCUUCAACAUCCUCUCCGGCACCGCCACCUUCCUCGCUGUCACCAUCAUGAGCAUCCCAGAGCUGGGAUUGGUGGACCUCUCCAAAACUCUGGAUAAAGUUUUUCUUGUCUUACCCAAUUACUGCUUGGGCCAGUGCAUCAGUGACUUCUACCAGAACUACGAGUUCAUUCAGUUCUGCACCUCCUCCGUUGAAGCCAUCUUUAUCUGCAAGGCCUUCAAUAUCAGUUACCAGAUGAACUACUUUUCCUGGGAGACCCCUGGGAUUGGACGAUAUCUGACCUCUUUGGCUGUCCAGGGUUUCUCCUUCCUCUUCCUCCUCUUCCUCAUUGAGACAAACCUCCUCUGGAGACUGAGAACUCUGGUCUGUGGCAUCUGCAGGCGGCGGAAAUGGGUGGCCCUACUGAACAGGGUGUCUGUGCUGCCAGAGGACAGGGAUGUGGCAGAUGAGAGGAAGAAAGUUUUGGAGUCACCACCAGAACUGCUGUCAUCUCUCAGCAGCCCUCUGGUCAUCAAGGAGCUCACCAAGGUCUAUGACAGCCGGGAGUCCCUGCUGGCAGUAGACAGGAUCUCCUUGGCCGUCAGCAAAGGGGAAUGCUUUGGUCUCCUUGGCUUCAACGGAGCAGGCAAAACCACCACCUUCAAAAUGCUGACAGGUGACGAGAGCAUCACAUCAGGGGACGCUUUUGUGGAUGGCCACAGCAUUCUGGCCAACAUCAAGAAGGUGCAGCAGCGGAUCGGGUACUGCCCGCAGUUUGAUGCCCUCCUGGAGCACAUGACGGGGCGCGAGACGCUGAGCAUGUACGCGCGGCUGCGCGGCAUUCCCGAGCGCUACAUCGGCAGCUGCGUGGAGAACAUGCUGAGGGGGCUGCUCCUGGAGCCCCACGCUGACAAGCUCGUCAGGACCUACAGCGGUGGGAACAAGCGGAAGUUGAGUGCUGGCAUUGCCCUCAUUGGUGGCCCCCCUGUGAUCUUCUUGGAUGAGCCCUCCACUGGCAUGGACCCCGUGGCCCGGCGCUUGCUCUGGGAUGCAGUGACACGGACACGGGAGUGUGGCAAGUCCAUCAUCUUCACAUCCCACAGCAUGGAGGAGUGCGAAGCGCUGUGCACACGAUUGGCCAUCAUGGUGAAUGGGCAGUUCAAGUGCCUGGGCAGCCCCCAGCACCUCAAAAGCAAAUUUGGUAGUGGAUACACCUUGCUGGCCAAAACCCGGGGUGAGGAGGAGGGCGAGCUGCAGGCCUUCAAGGCCUUCGUGGAGAAGACCUUCCCAGGCAGUGUCCUGAAGCACGAGCACCAGGGCAUGGUGCAUUACCACUUGACCAACAAGAACCUCAGCUGGGCACAGGUCUUUGGGGCCCUGGAGAAAGCCAAAGAGAAGUAUCGCUUGGAAGACUACUCAGUGAGCCAGAUCUCUCUGGAGCAGGUCUUCAUGAGCUUCACUCGCUUCCAGCACUACACAGAGGACAGAGGGAAAUGAUCUCCGGUGCCCUUCCUCACGGACUGGCCCUCAGCCUAUACAUAGUAUAUAUAGAGACAGUAAUUUAUA